CCCAGUCAAUGCUUGAACAGAUCAGGAUGGAGGUGAAGUACCUUCCAUUCCUGCUAGUUAUACUAUUCUCUGAAUCCCUGGGAGAAUAUGCUUCAGCACCAGCUGCAGCUCCUGCUAAAGGAUAUCUAGAUGGUUCUGAGAGUGUAGAAGUUAAUGCAGAAGGUAAAGCUGUAAACAAUCCUGGCAUGGACGCAACAUCCAAAGCUUGCAGAUACGAUGAUGGUCCUGGUUGGUCAGACUGUGAUCCAUUUGAGCUUGUCAGAUUCAGGGUUCUCAGACUCAUCCAUGGUGGGAGUCAGUGCGAAGAGGUCAAGAAUAUUACAAAGCAUUGCACACCUCAUGAUUUUCCAUACGGAACCCAUUGGUUGAUCCAGGAACACAGAAAAUGUAUUGCUGAGUUGAACAGAUUGAAGGCAAUGAUUUCUGACCUAUACAAGUUUAUUGAGACCAUGCACCAAAAAGGAAAGGAAUUGUUUACUGCUUAUCUGAACCUGAAGAAGAAACUUGAAGAUCUGACCCAGAAGUUGGAUAAACUUAAGGUUGAAGGAGAUCAUCAACAAGAAGUACUACAGAAAGUCAAGGACGAGAUUGAAGAAUGGAAAUCUAAGGCCAGGGAGUUGCAAGUUCAAAUUGACGAGCUGAAAGCCAAGUAUCAUGAUCUUGAAGCAGAACAACAUGAACUUGAACUAAAGAAUGAACAGCUUACAACUGAUAUUAAUGUUCUGAUCAAAGAAACCGAAGGUAUGACAAAGAAGAUUGAGAAAACUAGCCGAGAAAAUGAAGAAUUGAAGAAAAGAAUAGUAGAGGCUCAGCAUAUUAAGGAGGAGGUUGCAGAUAAAAAGGUUGAGCUGAAUAAGCUGACCGCUAAGUCAGAAAAGCUUGAGGAUGAUCUAUCCGAUAUUAAAGAUAAGCUUUCUGAAUGUAGAAUUGAGGGACUAACUAAGAAUGUUGCUAAAUAUGAAGAUGGAUAUGAAAGCAAGGAUACUCAUGUUGAUCUGAGCAUGGAAAUGUUUAUUACACAUAACAAGACUGUACUCUAUAAACCAACCUACAAACCAAUCUACUACACAACUGAAAAAUACUAUUCCAAGGGUUAUGAGACUGAGUCUGCUAAAUGCUUGAUUUCCUACUUUGGUUAUACAAAUGAGACAUGCUGGUAUGAAACUGAAGGAGAAAAAUCUGAAGAUUCCUAUGUUGAUGCUCUGGGUCACCAUUUAGUUGAGGCGCACUGGAAAUAUUUUACCAUUGAUGUAAAGAAUCAGUAUGAGUGUGACAAAGCUUCACAUCUUCAUUAUGAAUUCUUGCUCAACAGAUGUAGCCCCAAACAUUAUUUACCAGUACUUUCAGUUUUCAGACAAAGUAGACUAGAUAAAGAAUGUGGAACCCAUGUCUACCCCAAGGUCCCAAUCAGGAAAGGAGAUUCUAAUGCUUGCUGGAUUACAUUCUUAGGGGCUCAUGGUCACUGUGAAGCACACAAUGGAAAAUACGAUCUUUACAACACUGCUGACAAAGAGGAUCAAUCUAGUCAUAACUCCAAACAGAGAUGUUUGGCUAGAGCGGACUGGUGGAUGAAAUAUUGUGAUACCCCUGUUAUUGCAACUUUUGUUCCGGAUGAAGUUUCUUCCAACUGGGAACAUGAUUGGAUUAUGCAUGACAGCCAUGGAGGGAGAAUGUUUGAAGAUUCUGAGGACACUAAUAAUCAUAUUAAUCCGGAUUCCCUCAAACCCCAAUCUGCCAAGCCAAGCUCAUACAAGUCUGACUACAAAUCAAUGCCAGCAAAGGUCCCUGACUACCAUGAUUCUCCAGAAUACAGGAAAAGUCUUCACUUGCAAGGAGAGGAGAAGGAAACAGUAUUGAAGCAAUUAAGGAAGAGAUUAGGUAUGAGUGGUAAAGCUAGUGGAAUCAGCAAAGAUGUUAUUAACCAUCAAGGCGUUGAUACUUCAGGUCAACCUUCUGAUUCUUCAUAUAAUGGAUAUAAAGCAGAAGAACAGAAAUAUGAAGCACCAGAACCUAAAUAUUCUUCAGAAGCAUAUUCAGAAGCUCCAACAACUUAUGCAGCUCCAUAUUCCUCAGAGGCUUCAUACUCUUCUGAGAAACCAUACUCUUCUGAAGCUCCAUACUCCUCAGAGGCUCCUUACUCCACAGAAGCUGCAUACUCCUCAGAAGCCCCCUAUUCAUCUGAGGCUCCCUACUCUUCUGAGGCUCCUUACUCCACAGAAGCUGCAUACUCCUCAGAGGCCCCCUAUUCCUCUGAAUCUCCCUACUCUUCUGAAGCUCCCUACUCUUCAGAAGCUCCCUACUCACCUGAAGCACCCUACUCCUCUGGAGCUCCUUACUCUACAGAAGCUCCUUAUUCUACAGAAGCUCCAUAUGCUUCAGAAGCUCCAUAUUCAGCAGAACCUGUCUACUCCUCUGAAGCUCCGUAUUCCUCUGAAGCUCCUUAUUCUCCUGAACCUGCCUACUCCUCUGAGGCUCCCUACUCUUCCGAAGCUCCCUACUCCCCAGAAGCUCCAUAUUCAUCAGAAACUCCAUACAAAACUGAGGCUCCAUAUGCAGAACCUAGUGAAGCACCUUAUGCAGAAGCCCCUAAGUAUGAGGAACCUGCCAAAGACAGCUCUGCUGAGAAGUACAGAAUUUGUAGAAAUAUGAACUUUUUCAAUCUUUUGAUUUCCCCCUUUCUCCUUUCAUCACUUCUUCUCCUUUCUAUAUCAGCUAGACCAAACCCAGAUCUCCCAGUAAAUUCCUUCACUACUUUAGCGGAUGAAACCUUUAAUAUUAUAGCUGAUGGAACUUCUGCUGCUAUAUCCGAUGAAACAUUUACUACUAUAGCUGAUAAAACUUCUACUUCUAUGGCAGAUGAUACCUAUACUUUUAUGGCUAAUGAGACCUCAGCUACUAUGGCUGAUGAAAUCUUUAAUAUUAUAGCUGGUGAAACCUCUACUGCUAUAUCUGAUAAAACCUUAACUACUACAGCUAAUGAAACUUCUACUACUAUAGCUGAUGAAACUUCUACUACCAUAGCUGAUGAAACCUCUACAACUAUAGCUGAUGAAACUUCUUUUUUUAUAACUGAUGGAACUUCUACUACCAGUGCUGAUACAACCUCUACUACUAUAGCUGAUAUAACGUCUACUACUAUAGCUGAUGAAACCUCUACUACUAUAGCUGAUGAAACCUUUACUACUGUAGCUGAUGAAACUUCUACUACUAUAGCUGAUGAAACUUCUACUACUAUAGCUGAUGAAACUUCUACUACUACAGCUGAUGAAACCUCUACUACUAUAGCUGAUGAAACCUCUACUACUAGAGCGGAUGAAACCUCUACUACUAGAGCGGAUGAAACCUCUACUACUAGAGCGGAUGAAACCUCUACUACUAGAGCGGAUGAAACCUCUACUACUAGAGCGGAUGAAACUUCUACUACUACAGCUGAUGAAACCUCUACUACUACAGCUGAUGAAACCUCUACUACUACAGCUGAUGAAACCUCUACUACUACAGCUGAUGAAACCUCUACUACUACAGCUGAUGAAACCUCUACUACUACAGCUGAUGAAACCUCUACUACUACUGCUAAUGAAACCUCUACUUCUACAGCUGAUGAAACCUCUACUACUACAGCUGAUGAAACCUCUACUACUACAGCUGAUGAAACCUCUACAAAUAUUGUAAAUGAAAGUAUAAGUACGGAGGUUAGGUGCCCUGAAGGUAUGACUGGGAGUACAAUAAAGCAUCCUACCGAGUAUAGAAUGUACUAUACCUGUGUCUGGGGAGCACCUGUACUAAUGAGGUGUACUCCUCCUUUAAUAUUUGAUCCUGAACUACAAAUCUGUAACUGGGAAAACUUGACUCAUAUUUCACAAUAAGUCUGAUAACUCAAGUCAGAACUUUUGUGUUGUAAAUCUCGGGAUCAAUCAUCAAUAUCAAUCUUUUGCAGAA
Molecule: messenger RNA, 3939 nt
Organism: Eurytemora carolleeae
Lineage: Eukaryota; Metazoa; Arthropoda; Copepoda; Calanoida; Temoridae
Exons: 2
Coding region: 9-3866 (1285 amino acids)
Cellular component (GO): extracellular region
Molecular function (GO): chitin binding; growth factor activity
Source: RefSeq, a predicted model, not a curated record